This is a messenger RNA of Camelus dromedarius (Arabian camel), 2736 nucleotides long. It is a transcript of the gene PAQR6, whose product is annotated as progestin and adipoQ receptor family member 6. Gene Ontology annotation, molecular function: signaling receptor activity. Lineage: Eukaryota; Metazoa; Chordata; Mammalia; Artiodactyla; Camelidae. The record is from RefSeq and is a predicted model, not a curated record. The coding region runs from base 1011 to 2045 and encodes 344 amino acids. Gene Ontology annotation, cellular component: membrane. The transcript has 8 exons.
ACACUGUCAAGUUUAUUGACUCUGUGAACUGAGCUGGUGGCUCCACAAGGGUGACAGGUGAAAACAAUACAUAGUUUGACCCUGCAUGACAGAGUUUGAGUGCUGACCCCCAUGCAGUCAAAAAUGUGUACAUGAGUUUACAGUUGGCCCUCAUGCACGAUACUUGUUGACCACAGUACUGAGUAAACAUUUAAUGGAAGAAAUCUGCAUGUAAGUGCAGUUCAAACCCAUGUUCAAGGGUCAAGUGUAUUUUGAAGGCAACAGUGCUGCUUAGGGGAGGUUUGCUGUCUCAGCUGGGUCCUCUGAGUUGGGGAGAAACUUCCUCAAAGGAGAGGUGAGAGUGGGCCUUGAAACCAGCCUCUUGAGUCUUCAACUCCUGUCCCUCUGCAAGGACAGACAACUCAAGUGUGUGGAGAGUGGAGAAGCUUGGUGAGUCCCCUCGUGGUUGAACCAACACAACCAAGUGCAUUUGCUCUGGAUCUUACCUAGUACCAGAUGCUAAGAGGCCGUGAAGCACAGUGAGGAGUGGUUUCGGAAAUCCAAAGUCAGGGUUUGGAGUCCUCUGCCCAGCCUAGGGCAGAGCCACCCUCAGCUGGGAGAAACUGGAACCCUGGCGCCAAGGGGCAGCCCAGUCUGUGGGGGGCGCUCUGUAUCACCCUGGCUGCAUCCUGGCUAGGGCCCCCGCCUCUUCCGGCCAGUCUGCUCUCUGUGGGGUGGGGUCAAGCUGGAGGGGCUGGCUGUGUGCUGGAGGCUGAGUGAGCUGCCUGCUAAUGGGGCUGGGCCACCCUGCGCUGCUCCCUGAAGGGUGGACAAGGCUGGGAUUGUUCCCCGGCUCUCCUUUGUCUCCCACUCCCCGCCCAGGCCUGGCCCGCCUGUCUGCCACUCUCCUCUCCCUCCGGUUGGCCCGGCUGGCAAGAGCCUGGGACUCCGCCCGUGGAGCCAGGGCCGGUCACCCACCGCCUUAGGAGCGCCCAUCAAGCCCUGGGUCAACGUGGAGGUGCCGGGCCACCAUGCUCAGUCUCAAGCUGCCCCAGCUCCUUCGAGUCCACCAGGUCCCCAGGGUGUUCUGGGAAGACGGCAUCAUGUCUGGCUACCGCCACCCUACCAGCUCGGCCUUGGACUGUGUCCUCAGCUCCUUCCAGAUGACCAACGAGACCGUCAACAUCUGGACUCACUUCCUGCCCACCUGGUACUUCCUGUGGCGCCUCCUGGCGCUGGCCGGGGGCCCGGGCUUCCGGUCGGAGCCCUACCACUGGCCGCUGCUCGUCUUCCUGCUGCCCGCCUGCCUCUACCCGUUUGCGUCGUGCUGCGCGCACACCUUCAGCUCCAUGUCGCCCCGCGCGCGUCACAUCUGCUACUUCCUGGACUACGGGGCGCUCAGCCUCUACAGCCUGGGCUGCGCCUUCCCCUACGCCGCCUACUCCAUGCCGGCCCCCUGGCUGCACAGCCGCCUGCACCAGCUCUUUGUGCCCGCCGCCGCACUCAAUUCCUUCCUGUGCACCGGCCUGUCCUGCUACUCCCGAUUCCCAGAGCUAGAAAGGCCUGGACUCAGUAAGAUCCUUCGCACAGCUGCCUUCACCUAUCCCUUCCUGUUCGACAACCUCCCGCUCUUCUAUCGGCUCAGCCUGUGCUGGGGCAGGGCCCACAGCUGUGGACAGGAGGCGCUGAGCACCAGCCACGGCUACCACCUCUUCUGCGCACUGCUCACUGGCUUCCUCUUCGCCUCCCACCUACCUGAGCGGCUGGCACCAGGACGCUUUGAUUACAUUGGCCACAGCCACCAGCUAUUCCACAUCUGUGCAGUGCUGGGCACCCAUUUCCAGCUGGAGGCGGUGCUGGCUGAUAUGGGAUCUCGCCGAGCCUGGCUGGCUACGCAGGAAUCGCCCCUGGGCCUGGCGGGCACAGUGGCCACACUGGGCUUGGCGGUGGCCGGGAAUCUGCUCAUCAUUGCCACUUACACAGCUUCCCUAUUCCGGGCCCCCAGUACAUGCCCCCUGCUGCAGGGCGGCCCACUGGAGGCGGGUACAAAGGCCAAACUACAGUGAGGCCCCAGCUCUGAGCCUGCCCUGGAGGGAGGCAGAGGCCAGGCCCCAGUGCUGGCAGGAGACCAGACCCAACCAGGCCUGAUAAGGUGCGGGCACAUCUGAGCCUGGAACCAAGAGUGGCUGAGGAGAGAGUGCAGAGGUGAGAAGGGAGAGGAGAGGAGAGGGGCUGGGGGGCCGGGUGAGAGCAGGAGGGUCAGGGAGGGGGCUCUUGAUGGGGUGGAGGAAGUGCUGAGGGUCUGAGAGGGGAGGUGCGUGUGUCCAGGCUGGAGCUGCCCCACCCACCUCAGAGGCUGGGAUAGGGAGGUGUUGGACCCUUUUAUCAGGUCCCAUUUCUGGUGCUCCUGGAGUCUCUGCUCAGCCCAGGGAAGAACUAACAUGACUAACCCAGGCCCACCCCAAAUGCUCUGUAACCAGGCCAGGAGGCCUGCUAUUGCCCCCUACCCCUAAGCCAGGCAGUACCGUCUGCCGGCAGCUGUUUGCCUACAGAGAUAAGGCCUGUCCGCUCAUAGCCAUGCACUCCAGGUGUCCAGGAGUGCAUGGGGUCUGGCCUAUUUGGGUGUGUCAUGGAUGGCGCAGUGGGUUGAGGUGGGGAAGGUUCUGGCCUAUAGAGGGGAACCCUAGUUAGACUUUAGGAAGCCACCUUCAGUGCUUCUGGAAUGAGGCAGGGACAAAUAAAUAAAUCAACAACAGA